This is a messenger RNA of Penicillium argentinense, 768 nucleotides long. RefSeq names its product SDR family oxidoreductase. Lineage: Eukaryota; Fungi; Ascomycota; Eurotiomycetes; Eurotiales; Aspergillaceae. Bases 1 to 768 code for a protein of 255 amino acids. The record is from RefSeq and is a predicted model, not a curated record. The transcript has 4 exons.
AUGUCGGGCCCAGGAUCGAGACUGCAAGGCAAGGUUGCCAUUGUCACCGGAGGAGGGUCCGGCUUCGGAGCCGCGAUUGCUCGGCGAUUUGGCGAAGAAGGCGCCAAGGUUAUUGUCGCCGAUAUCAAUGUCGAGGGGGGCGAGAAGGUCGCGGCGCAGAACCCUGCGAAUCUGGUCUUCCAGCGGACGGAUGUUACACAGGACGAUGCAUGGAAGACUGUCACGGAUCUGGCGUUUUCCAAGUUUGGUCGUCUGGAUGUGCUGGUCAACAAUGCGGGCACGACGUAUCGCAACAAGCCCACCGUGGAGGUGACCGACGAGGAAUGGGAGCGUGUCUUCAAGGUGAAUGUGAAGAGCAUCUACCUGGCGGGCAAGAUCGCGAUUCCCCGUCUCAUCGAGCAGGGACAGGGUGGCUCGAUGAUCAACAUCUCCUCGACGGGUGCAGCACGGCCCCGACCGGGUCUGGUGUGGUACAAUGCUUCCAAGGGAGCUGUGACGAACGCCACCAAAGGUCUCGCCGCCGAGUACGGCCCCCAGAAUAUCCGCGUGAACUGCGUCGCUCCCCUGCUGUCAGGAACGGGUCUUUUCUCCAUGUUCACCGGAAUGGAGGAUACCCCCGAGAACCGCGCCAAGUUCCUCGGCAAUGUGCCUCUCGGCCGGCUGACCGAGGCCGAUGACAUUGCCAAUAUGUGCCUGUACCUGGCUAGCGACGAGGGCAGCUUCAUCAACGGGACGGAGAUGGUGGUGGACGGCGGCAAGUGCAUUUGA